This is a messenger RNA of Rhagoletis zephyria (snowberry fruit fly), 662 nucleotides long. The record is from RefSeq and is a predicted model, not a curated record. Lineage: Eukaryota; Metazoa; Arthropoda; Insecta; Diptera; Tephritidae.
AUGGUGGCUGACUUUUUGCGGGCUUCAGGCGAUAACCCAGCCCUCCUCUCCACGCCCCUCGAUAUCACCGAGGUGAUCUACGGGCGGCUGGACUUUGGCUCCUUUGUGCGAGACGCCUUCACGCCCGGUUUCAUACUCUUCCCCGCCUACUUCACUACGGCGGCCGUCACGGCGUUGGCACUGCUCAACGAACGCGAGGACGGCCUCCUGGAGCGCUCCCUGGUGGCAGGAGUUCGGCCGCUGGAGGUCUUCUUCUCGCAGGUGAUCACCCAGGCGGCGGUGCUGGUGGCCCAGCAGGCGGUCCUCUUCACUACCGUUUUUCUGCUGUUUGGGGUAGUUAGCCAGGGGCCGAUUGGUCUGAUCUUUCUGCUGUGUUAUCUGCAGGGCGUGGCCGGCAUCAUGUUCGGCCUGGUGGCCGCCACCCUCGGCAAGGAGGUAAUUCCCGUGUCGAUUGUCACUCUGGGCAGCUUUCUCCCCUGCAUCAUUCUAAGUGGCUUCUUCUGGCCGGUCUCUGCCGUCGUCUGGUGGCUUCGGCCGGUGUCGCUGGCCAUGCCGCAAACGAUGGCCAUGGAGGCGAUGAAGGCGAUUCUGACUCGAGGUUGGUCAGCUGAUGCCUGGGAGGUGCAGCUUGGAUUCGUUUCUACUAUUGCCUGGGUGGUUGG